This is a messenger RNA of Gasterosteus aculeatus aculeatus (three-spined stickleback), 3850 nucleotides long. It is a transcript of the gene lix1l, whose product is annotated as limb and CNS expressed 1 like. The record is from RefSeq and is a predicted model, not a curated record. Gene Ontology annotation, biological process: autophagosome maturation. Gene Ontology annotation, cellular component: cytoplasm. NCBI's taxonomy places the organism in Eukaryota, Metazoa, Chordata, Actinopteri, Perciformes, Gasterosteidae.
UGUGUAAAGUACGAUGAGUCCGUGAAGGCAUCACGUGAUUGACAAUCCCGCAGUCUAAUCCCGAGAGCGAGGAUGCACAGCAGCGGUGAUGUGUGUGGAACGAACAUCGGCUAAGUGCUCCCUCCGACUGUGAGAGACCAAACCCGGCUAACACCCCCAGACACCACUUUGUUCUUUUUGUUUUUAAACCCGAAACCGUCGGCGUCGAUCGCCACAAAUCAAAUCCAGACCGGGACUUCGCAGACGUGACGUCGGGACAAUGGAAUCCAACGUGAUCCCGGACAGCAUCCGCCCUCAGAGGCUGCAGCCGGGCAUCGGCUUCGGUUCUGGACCGACCGGGACCCUCCGCUCCUCCCUGCGGCCCGGCGUCACGGUCCCCGUCGCGCCGCUGUUGCCCUCCCCGGCCUCUCUGGCCGCCUCCUCGGGGCCUCCCCCGCCGCUGGCCCCGCUGCAGCUCCACAGCCUGUACGGCGGCAUUGGAGCGGGGCUCGGGGCCGCCGGCCACUGUAACCCGGGGAACCCGGCGGUGCUGAAGGAGGCGGUGGAGGCGGUGGUCCGCAGCUUCGCCAAACACACGCAAGGUUACGGCAGAGUAAACGUGGUGGAAGCCUUGCAGGAGUUCUGGCAGAUGAAGCUGACCAGAGGCGCCGACCUGCGGAACGGAGCCCUUGUUGUUUAUGAAAUGGUCCCAUCCAGCAGCCCGCCAUAUGUUUGCUACGUCAGCCUUCCCGGGGGCAGCUGCUUUGGAAGUUUCCAGUUCUGUCCCACCAAGGCAGAGGCCCGGCGCAGCGCUGCCAAGAUCGCUCUGAUGAACUCUGUGUUUAACGAACAUCCCUCUCGACGCAUCUCGGACGACUUCAUUGAGAAGAGCGUCAGUGAGGCCCUGGCGUCCUUCAAUGGAAACAGGGAAGAGGCCGACAAUCCAAACACCGGAAUUGGGGCAUUUCGCUUCAUGCUUGAGUCCAACAAAGGAAAAUCCAUGCUGGAGUUUCAGGAGCUGAUGACCGUCUUCCAGCUGCUGCACUGGAACGGGAGUCUCAAAGCCAUGAGGGAACGACAGUGUUCCCGACAGGAAGUGCUGGCUCACUAUUCCCACCGUGCCCUGGAUGACGACAUGCGCACUCAGAUGGCCGCCGACUGGGUGAACCGAGAACAGAGCGUGGCGAGCACCGUGGCGCAGGAGGUGGCGUCGACGGAGCGAGAACUGGAGGACGCCCGGCUGGCGGGCCGAGAACUGCGUUUUUACAAAGAGAAGAAAGACAUCCUGAUGUUAGCCGUGGGCCAACUCAAUGCUGCCAACACGGCCACGCUGCCCUCUCACUAAACCUGCCUUCUCACUCCGAAGGAUCCCUGGUAACAGUAUUAACCGCUUCGUAGAUAUAAAGGCGCUUUGUCUGAACUUUUAGGUUUUGCAUCUUGUGUUUUCUUUACGAGGACCAGGUAAUCGGGCCUUGAUUUACAGUGUACACAUCCGUCCACAGCAUCAAGUAAUGCCGCUAUGGGCGUUACCUCUUUGUGCCUAGUGAUGCAGGAUAACAGUGUUUGUUUGUUUUUUUACCUGUGAACUUGCUUUGCAUUCCAACUGACGUGGGUUCAUAUUUUUCAUUAUUUCAUGCUGUACUUACAGAAACACGCAGUGGGCCUUUCAUCAGUGAAUGUACGGGACAUAAGUUAGUACAUUUAAUCAAUGUAUGGACCAGCUUUUUCAAGUUCUUUUGUGUGUUUACUUACUUUGUGUAUAAUAUUUUAGACUCCGGCUAGUAAAGAAGGUAAAAGCCAAUUCAAUAUAUAUGUAUAUCAAUAAUCAGAAUAUAAAGAAAUAUCACAAGAAGAAAUCUUUAACAGGAUUUACGAUCCCACCUUAUAACCUCUUCCAAAAAACCCCUGUUAGAAUGACAUUACAGUGGAAUAUGUGCAAGUUGCAUUUUCAAAUUGUACAAGAAAUCCCAAUUGUGUUCAAGCAUUUCAAACAUUGUUAUUAGCGUAUGUAAUAUCUUUUGGGUACUUUGCUAAAAUGUCAGCAGGUGACUGACAUCAGCUCAGGUUUUGAAAAACAUCAGAUAUUGAACCAUCACUAUGAUUUAUUAUUUUCUUUUUUAAGGCAUUUGACUAUUUUAAUGUGCAUUGUUUGCUUGGUGACCUUGACACUAGCUGAAUGUAUACUUUCAGUGUGCUAUCAACUAAAGGAUUUGCAAGGUCAUGCUGUUAAACAUUUAGAUUAUUGAUCUACUCUUGGGACUCAGCUUUGGUUGGUCAUGUGCUGCAUUCACAGGAGUUCUAGUAGUGGUUGCUUAGGAGACUAAAGGUCGGCUUCUCAGCGGAUUCAAAGCAUAGAGGGGAUUCCUGGUAAAAUGUUAAGCAAACUUUUGUUUUAAACAAGCUAGUUCGUCCUAUUUAAGUCGUUGUGGUCGAUUCAAAAAACGCUCAGCACUUGUGGUUUACGUUUUCUUCUACAUAAGGGAAGGAAAAUCUGUUUGUUAGCAGUACUGGUGUACAGCCACAGGCUAAACACAAUGUAUCACAAUCGCACUUAUCACCUUUUAAAAUGCUCUUAUUUUGAAGGACCUGGUUUUGUUUAUGCUGCAAAUGUGAUAUCUUUAUAUGUAUCUACGUUUAUUGAAUACAUUACACGGAUGAAGGCAUUUCAGUGAAGCCUUUUGAGGAUCCCAUAUAAUGGAAGUGAGAGUUUAACUGAAACCACCUGUUUCAGUUAAACUCUCACUCUUGGAUGGAAAUGUGGAAACAGAGUUUUUCAAGUUAAGCGGCGGAGGGCUCAUUCUCACCGCUGAAUGCUGGAUUGUCAACAGAAAAAAACGAUUAUGCUCAAUUUAGGGAUACAGCAAAUAGAAAAAGCCGCAUUAAUGCAGUGUGAUUAGAGCUAGAUCAAAUUUAAUUAUUUUUAGUACUGUUUCUCUUCCCGGGGAUCAUUGUGCCUUCAUUAAAAUGGUUGCAUGCAACAGCUAAAUUAAAUGAGGUCUUUAAAAGAUGUUCUACUCUGCUUUACCAUGUUUUUUUGUAUUAAAGUGUAAAGUCCAAAUUAUAGAUUACAUGCUAUAUUAAUGUUACAUAAAGUUACUUCAAAAGGAAUAGUUGGACAAUUGGGGAACUUUGCUCAAUUCAAUUUUGGUUAGACAAGAAGAUUGAUAACGUUUUCAUGUAUGUGCUUCACAUAUAAUGCUUCAGCUGGCUAAAUGUCAAACUAUUCCUUAAAUAAAUAACAUGACAUUAGAUUAUGAAGGAUGUAUUAUAUUGUACUACCGUUUGGAAUAUUUUUGUUAUCAUAUAUUGUUUGAUUGGUACUUAUAAAAUAUGUUUUCUAUUCUAAGUCAUUUGUCCUAUUGAAAAAGACAGUUAUAUUAAGCAAAUACUGAACAUUUCAGACAUUUCAGACUUUAAAAAAACUUUUGUCUCAUGCUACAAGAAUCUCGAACAGAUCCAUUUUCUGAACUCAUCAAUGACUUUAUUGUCCCAUGAACCAAUUUGGUUGAAUCUGAAAAGCUGAAAUACAAUUAUGGGGGCUGCAGAACUUGAAUCGUGUGUUGUAGGGGUUCUUCGUAUGUUUUUUUUGUUGCAUUCCAUCUACGUGCUUAUUGUGUGUUGGAUUGUUUCACCAGCCAUUAAUCUCAGAGCUCUUCUCACAAAUGCCUUUGACCUCAUAAAUGAAGGCUUUGGCUUUGACGCAUGAUAAGUUGAUUUAGUCUGCUUUUAUGUGUUUUAUACUCUAUACAUAAUUGUUUUAUAACGUUUGUAAGGGCCCUUAUUGUAUGUAUUUUCUAUGAACAUUUUGUAUUCUGUGUUUAUACUUUUCUUAGAUUUAUAUGAUGAAAUAAAAUGGUUGAAAAAAUGUUUA